Molecule: messenger RNA, 3165 nt
Organism: Mauremys mutica (yellowpond turtle)
Lineage: Eukaryota; Metazoa; Chordata; Testudines; Geoemydidae
Product: putative methyltransferase C9orf114
Exons: 23
Coding region: 527-2686 (719 amino acids)
Biological process (GO): miRNA processing; maintenance of centrosome location; biosynthetic process
Cellular component (GO): mitotic spindle; cytoplasm; kinetochore
Molecular function (GO): miRNA binding; L-kynurenine:2-oxoglutarate transaminase activity; pyridoxal phosphate binding
Source: RefSeq, a predicted model, not a curated record
CCUGUGCAAGUAUUUGAGAUAAAGUUGAGAGAAUCAAGGUUAUGAUCUAAAUGGAUCCCAGGGCAGCUUUCAGAAGAACCAGGGUUUGCAGAAACACCCUUGGCUGAAAUAUUUCCUCUUCUGUAUGCCAGCUGCUGCCCUUCUUCCCAGAAGUGGCUGCCUUUCACUGGUGCUGUACACAGGGCUAGGUUGUGCUCCUUUGAAGUCAAUGGAAGUUUUGCAAUUUACAUCAGUGGAAGCAGCCUUGGUUCCUUCAUGAGCUCCAGACAAAAUCCGAAGUGCAGAUAGAUCAUCGGUGGAGGCAAACAUUUAUUUAUUUUGAAUUCUCAUAGGCCUUUCCCAACAGCUCUCCAGAGCUCAGCUCCUCCCAGGAAGUCACAAGAGCAGCUGAAGCAAAUCAGAAAGAGGGGUGGAGGGUGUAGAAUGAGAAUGAAGGAAGACUAGGGGAGUUGUGCUCAUGUGCUGAACUGUGCAGAGUAAGACUGGAGUUUAUCUCUCUAGGACUGGAAUCAGUGGUUGCAGUGGCAUGCUCAGGAGGUCUGGACUGUCUCUGAGUCAGUACUUUCUGAGAAGGAAGAACUGUGCUGGAUUUAGCUGGUACUUCAACAAGACAAAAAUGUCAAGGCUGGUUCAAGCGCGAAGACUGGAAGGAAUAGACAAGAAUGUCUGGGUGGAAUUUGUGAAACUGGCUGCCACUUACCCAUCCGUGAACCUUGGCCAGGGCUUUCCUGACUUUCCCCCACCAGACUUUGUGAAGGAGGCGUUUAUGAAGGCCGUCGGUGGGGGGGACAUCAUGCUGCACCAGUACACCCGGGCCUUUGGACACCCGGCGCUGGUGACGAUCCUGGCCCGCUUUUUUGGGAAGCUGCUAGGGCAAGAACUGGACCCUCUGACCAAUGUGCUGGUGACGGUCGGGGCAUACGAAGCCCUUUUCUGCUGUUUCCAGGCUCUGGUUGAUGAAGGCGAUGAGGUGAUUAUCAUUGAGCCGUUCUUUGACUGCUAUGAGCCCAUGGUGAAGAUGGCUGGGGGCACUUCUGUGUUUAUACAACUGCGACCAAAAGCUGCAGAAGCCGGAAAGCUGAUGUCCAGCGGAGACUGGCAGCUGGAUCCAGCAGAGCUGGCUUCCAGAUUUACCAAACGAACCAAAGCCAUCGUUUUGAACUCACCCAACAACCCCCUGGGGAAGGUGUUCACCAGGGAGGAGAUGGAGCUCAUCGCAGACCUGUGUGUGAAACACGAUGUCCUGUGCUUCAGUGAUGAAGUGUACGAAUGGAUAGUCUAUGAUGGGAAGGAGCACAUCCGGAUUGCCAGCUUGCCGGGCAUGUGGGAUCGCACGAUAACCAUUGGGAGCGCUGGCAAAACCUUCAGCGCCACAGGAUGGAAGGUUGGUUGGACUUUGGGGCCUGAUCGCCUUCUGAAACACCUCAGAACUGUCCACCAGAACUCCGUGUAUCACUGUCCGACAGCGGUUCAGGAAGCACUGGCUCAGGCAUUCCAAAGAGAGUUUGACAGCUAUGGGAAGCCAGACAGUUAUUUUGUCCAGCUGGCUCAGGAGCUGCAGCAGAAGCGAGACUGGCUAGUUCGGAGCCUAGUUGCCGGGGGUAUGAAGCCCAUUGUCCCUGAGGGCACCUACUUCCUGAUGGCAGACUUCUCAGAGUUCAAAAGUGAAGUACCUGACGUCCCGGACUCUGAUGAACCCUAUGACUCUCGGUUUAUAAAGUGGAUGAUUAUAAACAAGGGUUUAGUUGCCAUUCCAGUCUCUGCUUUCUACAGCAGUCCACACAAGAGGAAUUUUGACCAUCUCAUCCGCUUCUGCUUUGCGAAGGAGAAAGAAAAAAAGGUUGACUGGCGUAAAUGGAAACAAGAAAAAAAAGAAGAGAAGAAAAAAUGGAAGGAGAUAAAGCUAUUGAGAAAACUGGAAAAGAAAAGAAUGCAGGAGGUGAUGGAAAAACAAAAAGAAGAAGAAGAAAAGGCAAAGGAAGACAAAGGACGUCAUUACACAGUUAGUGUAGCUCUGCCAGGCUCCAUCUUGAACAAUGCACAGUCUCCAGAGUUGCGGACAUACCUUGCUGGGCAAAUUGCCAGGGCCUGUGCCAUCUUCUGUGUGGAUGAGAUUGUGGUGUUUGAUGAGCAAGGAGAAGAUUCAAGGACUGUGGAAGGGCAGUUUGACGGGAUUGGAAAGAAAGGACAGGCCUGCGUGCAGCUGGCUCGGAUUCUACAAUAUUUGGAGUGUCCUCAAUACCUGAGAAAAUCAUUUUUCCCAAAACACCAGGAUCUGCAGUUUGCAGGACUCCUGAACCCAUUGGACAGCCCUCAUCAUGUGCGGAUAGAUGAGGAAUCAGAAUACCGGGAAGGAGUGGUGUUAGCCCGGCCCACCAAGCCAGGCAAAGGCUCCUUUGUUAACUGUGGUAUGAGGAAGGAGGUUCAGAUAGACAAACAGCUAGAGUCUGGUCUUCGAGUCACUGUUCAACUGGACAAGCAACAGAAUCCAGGUAAUCCAUUGCCAUCCUGCCUCUGGACAGGCGAGACGGGUAAUAUUACCAAUGUGAUCCGUAGUAUAGGCUUAGUCCUGCAGAAGUUAGUCUUUGCACUGAACACCCUCAGCCUUCGGGCGAUAUCAUGUCUGCCACAUGGCGUCUUUAAACAUGUUCAGGAAUCAUCAUACCCAGUUAUAGUGAAUAACUAGCCCCAUGCCCCUCAGUUCAAGUGUUAGUUACUCAUUUAUUCUAUCUUAAUGUUUGCGCUGUUUAGAGCUCAACCAUGUUUUGAGUUUCAUCAAUGUAUAGACUGUGCUGAAUAGACUAAACUCUUACAGGCUCUUAUUAAAUUUAAGGGGUAGAGCUUGUUUAUGUGCUAGGGAAGAGUGUUGGGAACAUGGCACAGGGGGUUGCUGGUUGAUUUCCAGCAGAGUCUGGAGAACUGUAGUUUGCUAUGCUAACCCACUGUUUGUUUGUUUUUUCCAGACAGUAAAACACAGAAAGGCACUGUAGUAUCCUCGAACCAUCCACGGACUGUGUCUGGCCUGUACUGGGGUUACAAUGUCCGCUUAGCCUCCUGCCUGAGUGCUGUUUUUGCUGAAUGCCCUUUUAAAGAAGGCUAUGAUCUCUCUAUUGGGACCUCUGAGCGAGGGACCUGUGUGGACCAAGCAACUCUCCCCUCCUUCAG